AUGCCCGACGAGGAUUGGCGUGGUGAAAUUCAAGAAUACGCGCGCCUGCUAGACGCCGUUGCCAGCGGCGACAGAUCUCGCGUCGUCAAACACUUGACCGACUACAUCCUCGGCGGCAAAAAGGAGGGGAACCCAUCCUCGCAGGCCGGCGACGACGACCAAGACCAUGACCAUGGCGACGACCACAAGACGCAGGGAGAACAUGAACAAUACCCGGAGCAGGAAGAGGACAAUGGCUACGAAUACUACGAGGAGGACGUGUAUAACGAGUCGUAUGCCGCGGGAACAGAAUAUGCGGAUCAUGAAGGAAACUACACAGGGGAAGAGAACAAAGAACAUGAAUAUGAAGAAGACCAAUAUGAAUACGGCAAUGGCUAUGAUGAUGAGUAUCCUGCUGAGUACGAUCCCUCGACCGCAGCAGAGAACUACUAUGAAGAGCCCUACAUGUCUGGGGCAUACAAUGAGCCAAACAAUGGCGACGAGGCGUAUGAGGGAGACGAGUACGGCGAAUACAAUGGGGAUGACCCGUCUAGCUAUGGCAACGAGACAUAUGCAAUGGGCGAGGCCGAGAACACCAAUGCCGGCAGCUAUCCAAGGGGAGCCUACAACGGUCCCAACAGCAACAACUACGGGAAUCACCAAUAUACCGAUAGCCAAGAGUACGGCGAUGAGUAUUACGGUCAGGAAUACAACGACUGGGAUCCAGGUGCAGAGAACUAUCACUAUCACCAAGGCACAGACGGAGCAGGAGGUGAGUGGAAUGAUGAAGAGCCGGAUUACGGACUUGUCUCAGAUGACCAAAACCAGGAGGUCGUCGAUGAAGUCGCUCUUUACGACCUGGACGAUGAAUACCUCGACGAGGACCCGGACCAUCCACAUGACGAUUAUGCAGAUCUGGACGAGCAUGAUUAUCUGGAUGAGCAUGACUAUUGGGAAGAGCAUGAUGGCGCCGAUUUGGACCAUUAUGCAGAUCUGGAAGAGCACGACCAUCUGCAAGAACAUGAAGAGCAUCAAGAGCGUCAAGAUCCGGAAAAGAGUAAACCUCUGGAAGACCUUGCAUAUCCGGAUGACGACGACCAGCUCCCAAAUUACGAAGAACAAACCCAACUGCGCCAUCACCCCGAAGACAACCUCUUUUUCCUCCCCCCACCACCAAACGACGCGCUCCCCGGAUACUCUGAGAUCCCACGCUACGCCGCCAACCAAAGCCCCAAGAUACAGUACGUGCCAUACCGGCCGCCUCCUACGAGUCUGGGUGAGGAGCCAACAGAGAACAACGGGAAAAGCGGAGGAGCUGGGAUUCCCUCCAUCAGACGUGCGGGUACAACUACAUUCAACCCCCGAACUAGUGCUGAUCGAGUCGGGUCUGGGAAGGAAGACGAAGACGAGGAGGAAUGGGAAGACGAGACCUGCGAAGACGAGGACGAGAGCCUGCCACCGCCGCCGCCACUUUCUCCCAGGCACCCUGACAUCCAGUUUAACCCCUUGAGUCAGCAGUACAAAGGGGGAUUGCCUGCAGAGCAGAAACCAGAUCCUUUCCUAUACAUUCCCACCAUUGGAUCUGGCCAGGCUAGCGCCUUUUGGGAGCGGUAG
Fonsecaea nubica is the source of this 1593-nucleotide messenger RNA. RefSeq lists its product as hypothetical. The record is from RefSeq and is a predicted model, not a curated record. The coding region runs from base 1 to 1593 and encodes 530 amino acids. The transcript has a single exon. NCBI's taxonomy places the organism in Eukaryota, Fungi, Ascomycota, Eurotiomycetes, Chaetothyriales, Herpotrichiellaceae.